This is a messenger RNA of Paramecium pentaurelia, 460 nucleotides long. The record is from the annotation of a GenBank genome assembly. NCBI's taxonomy places the organism in Eukaryota, Ciliophora, Oligohymenophorea, Peniculida, Parameciidae.
AUGAAUAGGACUUUAUUGUUAUAUAGAGUCUGUAAAUAAAAAGGUAUUUAAUGUUUUUUUCCUUAAAGGAGAUAUAGAACAAGGACUUUUAAGUUUCAAUUAAUUCAAUAAUGAAGUUUGUUCUAUAGUACUAUUGAAGUAAUCACCAGACUAAGUUAAAUUUUUAUGUAUUCGUCUUUAAUAUGAAUAUGGUUUAUAUUUAGUGUAGAUGAAUGGCAUAUAUUUACGUUCUGUAAUUUAAUCAUCAUUGCUGAAACUUAAAACCUAUUCAUUUUGCCUAUUUGAAUAUUAAUUUCUAUAAGAGGGUGUAAGUGAAAGGAAUUUAUUAAUAUGGAGACUUCUAUUUUUGAAUUAACAUGAAUUCAUUAAUAUAUAGAAAGCACAAAGAAAAUUAAAAAUAAUAAAUAAGAAUAAAUAAUUACUUCUAUUCUAAACAUUAGUUCAUCUUACUUUUAUCUGA